AUGUUUUCCCUUCCCUUGGCCUGUCUGGCAUUCGUUGUCUUCGCUUCUAGGAUUCUAGCUCAGUCAGUAUUCGCUCAUGUGAUAGUCGGAAACACAUAUAGUUACACCCAAGCAAACUGGGCAAGUGACAUUGCAGCUGCAGCCGUUGCUGGUAUCGACGGAUUCGCGCUCAAUAUCGGCUAUGUCGAUACUAUCAAUCCAAGUGGGGUUGUCCAGGCUCAACUUGACAAUGCAUAUCAGGCUGCCGACGCGGCUGGCUUUCAGAUGUUCUUGUCAUUUGACUACCUAGCCCAAGGAGCCUGGGCUCAAAAUGCGGUGAUCACGACCAUCAAUGGCUACAGCUCGCAUCCGAGCCAGUUCAGAUGGCAGGGCAAGCCUCUGGUCUCAACUUUUGAGGGUGCGGACAAUGCAGGCGAUUGGGCCUAUAUCAAAUCCCAGACGAACUGUUUCUUCGUCCCCGACUUUUCAAGCCAAGGCGCCGACGGGGCCGCUGGCAAACCCAAUGUUGACGGUCUUCUUUCGUGGGACGCAUGGCCAAACGGUGCCAACGACAUGACAGACAAUGAUGACCAGGCGUACGUUACAGCCCUGAAUGGUCGGCCCUACAUGAUGCCAGUCUCUCCCUGGUUCUACACAAAUCUGCCGUUGUGGUCAAAGAAUUGGCUUUGGCGGGGCGAUGAUCUAUGGCACGAUCGCUGGGAUCAAGUUCUCGACAUUCAGCCAGCCCUCGUCGAGAUCCUGACAUGGAACGAUUGGGGAGAAUCCCACUAUAUCGGACCAUUGCCGCCCACUGAUUCCGCCAUACCAACCGGGGCGGGCCCGUACGUCGAGAACAACCCGCACGACGCCUGGCUGAAAGAUCUGCCUCACUAUAUCGCAGCGUACAAGAACACGAGUCGGCCGGAUGAGAGCCAUGUCACCUUCUGGUACCGCCUCAAUCCCGGGUCGGGGACAGUGUGCAGCGCGGCCGGAACGACAUGCAACACUCCCACACAAGGGCAGGUUGCUCUAAAUCCGCAGGAAUGCGAUGUCGAUUCGGUCUUCUUCACGGCGUUUGUGCCGGACAGCGCCACAGCAACAGUCAAUGUGACAAUUGGCGGUUUGACGCAGACAGUCUCUGCGACCACCCCCGGUAUCUUCCACUCCAAUGUGCCAUUUAACGGGAUGACUGGAGAUGUCAUAGUGGCAUUUACCGCUAGCGAUGGCACCGAGGUUGGCCACGUCAACGGUGCACCCAUCACCACAGACUGCGUGGGCGGCAAUAUCAACUGGAACGCAUGGGUUGGAGGCUCCUAG
This is a messenger RNA of Fonsecaea multimorphosa CBS 102226, 1296 nucleotides long. RefSeq lists its product as uncharacterized. NCBI's taxonomy places the organism in Eukaryota, Fungi, Ascomycota, Eurotiomycetes, Chaetothyriales, Herpotrichiellaceae. The transcript has 4 exons. The coding region runs from base 1 to 1296 and encodes 431 amino acids. Gene Ontology annotation, molecular function: glucan endo-1,3-alpha-glucosidase activity. Gene Ontology annotation, biological process: mating projection tip cell wall disassembly. The record is from RefSeq and is a predicted model, not a curated record.